AUUCUCCCAGUCAUGCCUUACAGCUUCAAGCCAGAUAUUAGCGCAGAGAGCUUAAUGUAUUUAUUUUUGAUUUAUUAUCAACAGGUCGCAUGGACACGUCAAAAGCAGAUGGAUAUCCUGAAAACCAGUAAAGAUACCACACGGGGUAUCUUGAUACAACGGGAGGCUUCAUCCACAACGCUCCACCAGUCGCCCAGGGAGAGCCAGAGCAGCCUGUCUCAUAUGGAGCUCUAGUUGUGAAGCCGGAAGGGCAUGGCAGUGCUCCUGGGUCGGAGUUCCUGACAACACAGAGCUCACCCGCUUUUAUUAAUUGGUUGGUGCAACUGCGAUACCAAUGCAGUAAUGCGUGGUCAAACGCAGAUCGACUCUUUUAAACUAUAGUGGUCGAUGAUAGCUGGGCGCUAAUUCAUGCUGUUAUGAUGGCAAUGAAUCGCGAGGCUAUCAUCCCCUUUAUCAACCGCUGCUGUGGGAGGAAAGACCCUCUACAAGCAAAGCCAGUCCUACACCUUCUUCCACGGUGUCAUAGGAGACCUUGCUAGUGCCCAGCCGCAACAGGGUAAAAAUAAUAGUUACUUCAUAAGCGGAUUCAUGGACUACUUGGAACAUCAGCAUUUGGCAUAUUUACCACUGCUGAACAGAACGUUUGUAAGGAGACAGGUAAACGUUGACUCACUCCUCCUUACAAACAACGCUGUUGAAAAGUGGUUUGAUAUCACAAACGCGCUGUGGAACAAACGCAACAUAUUCUGAAAGAGGACUUCAGCGUGUCGUCGAUCAAUGACAUUUCUAGUAUUAAGUCCUAUAAGUUCCGGUCGGUACGAGGUUUCGCUCCUGUGAAACUGUAGGGGCCUCGAUGAACCCUCCCAUAUCUGGUGAACAAGCAAGGAAAAUUUUCAAAAGUCUGCGGGAGAAGUUUUCUAAGGAGAGAAACAAAGAGAAGAAGUUCCAACAAGGGUGCAGUGGCCAGGCAUUCACACCUGUGGAAAAGUCAACAUGGGUAUUCUAUGAGGCUCUAACUUUUCUUAUUCCUCAUAUUAAGCCUCGUAGGACUGCUACAAAUUACACUUCCUUAAAAAAAGAAAAAAAAAAGGCACCGCAGGCAGCUGCUGGUGGAACGCCAGUCGUCGACUGGGCGUACUCUUCCAAAUUUUCAUCCUUAUUCGGAGAGAGCAGCGCGCCAUGCAGCAGUGUAGCAGCUUCGUCCAGAAAGCAAGUUGCUGAAAAGGUUUUCCGGUGAUACAGUCAGAUUUUAAUGGCACUUUAAAGUGUAGUCGUUUGCAUCCCUAGAUAAGGUUUGGCACUGGUUUUAGCUGCCCGUAGGGUGUUUGAAGGUCAUUUUUCGCGAAUCUGAUUUUUAAAAAAAUGUAUUGCUUUAUCGCCAUAUUUGCAUGCAUAUAUCUCCGGAACUGUUAGUGCUACAGCGCCCAGAUUUUGCAGGACGUUUUCUGCCAGUGAGCACUUUCCAUGAAAAAUAUUUGAACAAAAUCAGUGGGGGUCACCAAAAGGGGUCCAGGGUCGUAACCUCCUCUCGGGACCAGUUUUUGCGACCAUAUUCUAUUUUAUUUAAAUUUCCUUCCAGUAAAGAACGUACCGAGUUAUGAUUUCCCUCAAAAUCUGGGUGCUGUAGCCCGAACGGUUCUUGAGAUAUGUGCAUGUAAAGUUGAUAAUCAGGCUAUAAAUUUGAUGAAUUUUCAAUUAAAUUCGCGUACAACGACCUUCACACUUCCUACGGGUAGCUAAAACCAGUGCCAAACCUUAUCCUGGGGGUUUAAACAACAACACUUUAAGGCGCCAUUGAAAUUGACUGUAUCACCGGAAAACCUUCCCUUGUUAAUGAAGGUCUUGUUCGCCGGUGGACCCAGAGACGCAGACGCAGUUAAGGACACACUUGGCAUCCACGCUACUGAUUUCGAUAUCGACAAGCUGUCGACUCAGCUUAAGUUAUUCGACAUCAUGUUCCAAAAGUCGAAGACCUUGCGGCAAUGCCGAAGAUCUGAAGUCAGCGCCCCCUAUGGUCCGAGAAAGCCUCCUUGAUCAGGUGACGCGGCUGGUGAUUUCACUCUUGACGGUGCCAGCUACUUCUACUUCCUGUGAAAGGUCCUUUAGCGGCCUCAAGGGUCUUAAGACCUACAUGCGUUCAAGCAUGACGCAGAGCAGGUUAACGCACCUUAUUGUACUUCAUAUACACAAGGAAAGAGGAUAGAUCUCUAAAAUUGAACCUUGAUAAAAUCAUGCACGAAUUUGUAAGUAGGACUUCUGAAUGGCGACGGAUCUUUGGAAUUGU
Frankliniella occidentalis (western flower thrips) is the source of this 2284-nucleotide messenger RNA. RefSeq lists its product as uncharacterized. Bases 854 to 1237 code for a protein of 127 amino acids. The record is from RefSeq and is a predicted model, not a curated record. Lineage: Eukaryota; Metazoa; Arthropoda; Insecta; Thysanoptera; Thripidae. The transcript has 6 exons.